CUCCUUCUUGACGCUAUCGACAACACGCAAAGAUCCAGGAACACAGAAGAAGCAAAAACAAGGCUUUUCGUUAACCGAAGAAAUAUUUUGUUUUGUUAGAAGGAGUCUCUGUAAUCUUAUAUGAGGCCGGCGAAGCUGCUGGCCGAAAGCGUUUGUUUUUGUUUUUCGACACGUCGCUAGGCCCAGAGUGGCUGACAGCAUCAUGGCUUUGUAAUGGCGCUAUGCGGCAACUGUAAAUGCAAAUGGCGAUGCAUCGACAAAACCCCUUGCGCACCCGCGUCCUCGCAACUGCCAAGCAGUUGGGCUCCGGUACCGCUCCCGGUGUACCGUCGAGCCAACCGGUACCGCUGCUGCUGGACCGGAGGAAGUUAACCUUAAUAGUCAGCUAGUGAGGACCGCGCGAUUCCAUCCAUACGCUGCAUCUAACUACAAGUCGUGAGUUAAAUAAAAAAAUAAAUAAAUCAAAAUGAAGCCUCAAGACAUAAUCGCCGCCAAGAGCACCAGCAGCAGUCUGUGGAUCUUCGGCUACGGCUCGCUAGUGUGGAAGCCCGACUUCAAGUACAAGCGCAGCAAAGUGGGCUACAUUCGAGGCUACAAGAGGCGCUUUUGGCACGGGGACAACUUCCACCGCGGCAACGACGAGCUGCCCGGAAGAGUGGUGACGUUGAUUCCAGAGGAUGACGCGAGCACUUGGGGCGUGGCCUUCGAGGUGAGCGGCGCCCAGGUGGAGGAGGCCCUCGAGUACCUAAACGUGCGCGAGGCGGUGCGCGGCGGCUACGACAGCGAGAUGGUGGCGUUCUACCCGGAGGAGGGCGGCCCGCCCGUGACGGCGCUGCUCUACAUCGCCACCGCCGACAACCCCAUGUACCUGGGUCCGGCCGCGCCCGAGGAGAUCGGCGCCCGCAUCGCCGUGUGCCGGGGCCGCACGGGUCACAACCUGGAGUACCUGCUGCGGUUGGCCGCCUUCAUGCGCACCAGCUGCCCCCACGUCAACGACCAGCACCUGUUCGCCGUGGAGGCCGCGGCGCUGGCCGUGGUGGCCUACUUGUUGGAUGCACAGUAGCUCGUAAAUGCUCCUAAGUGAGGCUCAUUUGUUCCAUCAAAUAACACUUUAAGCAUCAUGAAGAUCAUUGCACUGUAAUGCUGAUCCGUUCUGUUAAAUCAUUUUUAGCACAGUCCUAUCAGUGUUAAUGGUUCUGCACAUGCAUUAAAACAAAUGGUUGUGACAUUGAUCAGUGUGCAAAUAAAGUCAAAGAUGAAAUGUC
Syngnathoides biaculeatus (alligator pipefish) is the source of this 1265-nucleotide messenger RNA. It is a transcript of the gene chac1, whose product is annotated as ChaC, cation transport regulator homolog 1 (E. coli). Gene Ontology annotation, cellular component: cytoplasm. NCBI's taxonomy places the organism in Eukaryota, Metazoa, Chordata, Actinopteri, Syngnathiformes, Syngnathidae. Gene Ontology annotation, biological process: glutathione catabolic process. Bases 467 to 1063 code for a protein of 198 amino acids. The record is from RefSeq and is a predicted model, not a curated record. The transcript is spliced from 3 exons. Gene Ontology annotation, molecular function: glutathione specific gamma-glutamylcyclotransferase activity; gamma-glutamylcyclotransferase activity.